Papilio machaon (common yellow swallowtail) is the source of this 906-nucleotide messenger RNA. RefSeq names its product C-type mannose receptor 2-like. The record is from RefSeq and is a predicted model, not a curated record. Lineage: Eukaryota; Metazoa; Arthropoda; Insecta; Lepidoptera; Papilionidae. Bases 43 to 900 code for a protein of 285 amino acids. The transcript has 5 exons.
UUUGUAACAUUAUGGACAGCUGUAAACACACAGAAAUUUCGUAUGGACUAUAUGUGGGCUCAUGCAUUUAAAACGUUUUACCGACUGCAUGAUUUGGCUACAAACUGGCAACAAGCUCGGCAGAUCUGCGAAGCAGAGGGCACAUCUCUCCUCGUUCCCGGAUCUCUAGAGGAAAUGGAAAACCUUAAACUUCUCAUCAGUAAUAUGAAAGCCCACUACACUGCUAUUUUCAUUGGAAUACAUGACCAAUUUUCAGAAGGUGACUUCGUUACUAUCAAAGGAGAACCUAUAACAGGAACAGUAUUAGAAUUACUUUGGGCAGACGGUCGACCAGAUAACGGAAAUGACACUGAAGAUUGUGUUGUCAUGACAAGAGAGGGGCUCUUCGAUGACAGACCCUGCUAUGACAUAUAUCCGUUUGUUUGCAAAAUUCUAGGCAACGAAAGCAGAUUCAAUGAUAAGUGCGAAGGAUAUGAUAUGGGUUAUGUACUUCAUGAAAACGGAAAAUGUUACAAGUUUCACUCAGAACCGUUAGCGUGGUAUGACGCUUACCACGUCUGUAUGUUAGAAGAAGGCAGCCUUUGCGUCAUCAACUCAGCAGAGGAGGCCAGUCUCGUUGUCAGUAUGCUCGGUGAACAUCUCAACAACAAUGCUCCUGACUCUCACAUUUUGCAUAUCGGCUUUACUGAUUUAAUGUUUCCUUUUCAAUACAGAACUAUAACAGGUGAAACGUUAGAAGAAGCAGGAUAUUCCUCAUGGAGUCCAUUACAGGAAAGUAUAAGAAAGCUAAGGAACUACAGAUGCGGGGCACUUUCGAGGACAGGUUUCCUCAAAACUACGUCAUGCUUAAAUCCGGCUAUGUUCUUGUGUGAAAAAUCAAAAAAAUCUACUUCUGAAUAAAAUGAA